Pelagomonas calceolata is the source of this 1596-nucleotide messenger RNA. NCBI's taxonomy places the organism in Eukaryota, Pelagophyceae, Pelagomonadales, Pelagomonadaceae. The record is from the annotation of a GenBank genome assembly.
CCCGAAGAAGCCAGCGCUCCGGCCGCCGCGGGCCGCCGGAGCACCAUCGGCAACCCGUUCAGCAUGCCGCGCCGCGCGGCGGCCGGCAAGCCGCCGACCUAUUCCUUUGUGGAGGUGCCCGACGCGGCCAAGCGGCCGCCGCUCGGCGACUCCAUGGUCGAGGUGCCCGCGACGCGCCAGCGCUGGCUGGGCAUGAAGGACGAGCUCAAGGGGCUGUGUGAUGAGGCUGUUAGAAGACGAGCGCUGAAACUCCUCAGUCGAGGCGCAAGGCCGAGGACCGCCUUGGCGUCGGCCGGCGCGCCUUUAUACGAAGCCUACAUCGCCGAUAGAUUAGAUCUCGACGACCCCUUGGACGGUUUAGUAGUCCGCCACCGCGUCACGGGCUGGCUCCAGGGCUUUGUCACGAGGACGACGUUCACGACGUGGACCCCGCACUUCAUGUGGGACAGCCGCCACCACGCGGCGGGCCUCAAGGGCCUGGUCGGGAGCGGGCGCAAGCUCGACAGCGGCGUGGCGCGGGGGCGGAGCGGCGGCGGCGCGCUGCCGCCGCCGCCGCGCGCCGGCGGCGCCGGCGCCGACCGGAAGCGCGCCUGCAAGGUCACGGCGCCGCCGACGAACGACCCCCACUUGCUGCCCGGUGAGUCUCUGGCGGAAGCGUUAGAACGGCAACCGAGAGAAGGAGACUGGCGGACGACGGGCAUCGUCUGGCCGCAAGUUGCGGAAGUGUCGUUGUUAGCUGCUUUAGGAUGUGGCGACUGGCUGCUCGGUGUGAUCCUUGAAGAGUUAUCAAGGGACCCGCGCUACGAGUUUUGUGUGGUGGCUUCUACUCCUGGUGCUGCGACGUUUUAUGAGCGCCAUGGCUUCGUAAGGGUGGGUGCCAUUGCGCGCUACCUCGAUCCGGAAGUGGAUGAUGUUGAGUCCACCGCAGCACCAGCAAAACCCUGGCAGGCUUAUAGACAUUGGGCCUGGGGCGACGAGCGGCGCGAAUCUUUGCGCGACAACCACGGCGAACCGUCGUACAUGAUGGCGCGGCGGGUGAGACCGAGAACCGGUGAUGAUUUAAGGGCAGCCAACGCCGUCUUGCGCCAGCGCGACGAGCGCAUGUCGCGGCCGCGGCCGCGCGUGCAGCCCUCGCAAAACCCGGCGCCGGCGCCGUCGUACAGCUCGCCGGACUACUUCGUGCCGCCGCCCACGUCCUACCAGGCGCCGCGGUCGCCGUCGCCUUCGCCGCCGCCGCCGCCCGCGCGCAAGCCGGCAGCCAAACCCGCGGCGCGGAAGCCGAAUCCUCCUCGCGCCGCGAAGCCGUCGUCGAAACCUGUACAACCGCCGCGCGCGGCCAAGCCCGCUUCCUAUAAGCCGGCGGCGAAGCCCGCAGCGAAGCCCGCAGCCUACAAGCCCGCGGCGAAGCCGUCGGCGAAGCCGGCCGCGAAACCAUCGGCAAAACCGGCGAAGCGCAAGACCCCGGCCGCGAAGCCGUCGGCACCGCUAAAGAAGAAGCCGCGCGCGAAAGUAAGCAACGCAAAGCCGCCGCGGCGGCAGGCCGCGCUCGCCGCCAAGGACGCGCUCCUCGACGACGCCCGGCGGGGCAAGACGUAG